CUUAAUUUAAUAAAACAUAAAUGUAUAGUGUUACCCUUGACAGUAACUUAAGCAAUUGGAUUGUACAGUAGUAACAGUACCAAAGUUACACAGUCUAACGGCAUGAUAAUGAAAAAGCAGUUAAGAAAAAUCGGUGUUCUUCUUGUAUUUGGAACUUUUAUUAUUUUCGCAAAAGAAUGGCUCACCUACUACCCAAAACGAUUAUUUGAACCAAAAUCUACGCCAAACAAAAAUCAUACACCAUCAGGUGUACUUCUAAUGUGGGACCAUCCUUGGGCUGUUGGUUUCACCAGUGAACCAGAAGGUACAAGAUUUGGAAGAUGUAGUUUAACUUAUAAACGAGAGCGUAUUGAAGAAGCAGAUGCAGUCAUAUUUCAUCUGACAACUAUUUCAAAAAAGGAUAUUCCGUGGCAACAUUACAGGAGCCCAAAGCAGCUGUUCGUGUUUUGGAGCAAGGAAAAUCCAUGGGCCAUGAGCUACUUGUACAGAACUGAUUUUAAGGCAUUCGAUAAUUUCUUCAACAUGACCAUGACUUAUCAUAAAAAUAGUGAUUUAUAUAGUGGAUAUGGGACAAGACGAAACGUAUAUAACAUGGUGGAAAAAGGUGCUAAUGUUUUGGAUAAAUUGCUUUCAGAAAAGAGUAAACUUGCAAUAUGGAUUGUUAGUAAUUGUGACACUAUGAGAGGAGCAGUUGAACGAAUGAAUUAUUACAAAGAAAUCGUAGCAACUGGAUUUCCUGUAGAAAGCUGUGGCCGCUGCUUUAAAGCUUGUCCUCAACUUCCAUCAUACAAAUCUGAACAGUGGGGAGCUGAAAUAAAGAAAUACAAGUUUUAUUUCUCCUUUGAGAACAAUAUUGGUUGUAAGGAUUAUAUCACAGAGAAGUUUUGGGAGGCGCCUCUUUGGUAUGGAGUGAUACCUGUAGUGUGGGGACCGACUGUGGAUGAUGUUAUUGCUGUUGCGCCUCGGAAUUCAUUCAUUCAUGCAGAUUGGUUUAAAACGGCGGCAGAUUUAGUGAAAUAUCUUCAAUACCUUGAUGGUAACAACACAGCAUACUUAGAAUAUUUUAAAUGGCGCGAAGAUCCACAUCUAACGAUUGAAGAAAUGGAAAAGCAGAUUCAAUCUGAACAUCCAGAUGUUGAAGUAUUCUCUGCACCAACUUCUUCCAAUUUUACGAUGCUAUGCAACGCUGCGCUGGACCAGACACCAGAACAAAGCUGGUUAGUAAGUUCAUUAAACCAGAAAUUAAUAGGAGAUGAGAGGGCAAGUUGCAUGGAGCCUGGGAAGUGGAAAGAUGUCUCUGUAGUUUAAAUAUGCACCACUAUAACUUCUACUUAUGCAAAAUUUUUAAGUAGGCACCUGGGAAGUAGAAUGAUGCCUCUGUAGUUUGACCAGUAUAACCUUUAUAAAUUGCACCAGUUCACCUCUGCUUGCACAAAUAUGUUCCUAAUUGUUUGUUUUUGCCCAUUCGCACAUGCAAAGUAAUUCUUCUAUAAUUGUGCCUUUACACUGCUUUUGUAUUGUAACUAAAACACCUCGAAAAUACUUUAAUAAAAGGUAUUUUGUUUUUUUACACUGUGUAGUUUCAUAGGUCGAUUAUUUUAAGUUUCAACGCCAUUAACUGUUGUUGAAAUCUUUGUGCGCGUGAG
Molecule: messenger RNA, 1646 nt
Organism: Ciona intestinalis (vase tunicate)
Lineage: Eukaryota; Metazoa; Chordata; Ascidiacea; Phlebobranchia; Cionidae
Source: RefSeq